UGACGUCAACAGCUUUCCCGAAGUACGAGCAUAUGGCGACCAAUGUCGCACGCUUCCAGCACCAGGGGUAUGGGGAUGGAGGUUUGCUGCACCCUUGGUAUGUUGGAAGCAGGGCAAGCACAACAGCUGAAGGAGGCGGGGCUGACGGCGUAUAAUCAUAACUUGGACACUUCGCCGGAAUACUAUCCAUCAAUUAUCACGACGCGGACAUAUGAGGAACGUCUCCAGACGCUUGAACAUGUCCGCGAUGCGGGCAUCCAUGUCUGCUCAGGUGGCAUUAUUGGGAUGGGGGAGGGGGUGGGUGACAGAGUUGGCUUGCUGCAUACGCUUGCGACUCUUCCCGAGCAUCCAGAAAGCGUGCCAAUCAAUGCUUUGGUUGCUGUAGAAGGGACACCGUUGGAAGAUCAGGAGACCUCCUCGCACAAGCUGCUGGGGCAGCGCUUCCGCAUGGCAUCCGCAGGAAUGAAUGAAUGGCUGGACGCAGCCUCUUGAUUUAUACUUCUGCGCUGCGUUGUUCUGCCCUGUAUCCCUUGGCCCACGAUGUGCACACAGU
Molecule: messenger RNA, 553 nt
Organism: Chara braunii
Lineage: Eukaryota; Viridiplantae; Streptophyta; Charophyceae; Charales; Characeae
Source: the annotation of a GenBank genome assembly